This is a messenger RNA of Oxyura jamaicensis (ruddy duck), 1444 nucleotides long. Its product is annotated as gastricsin-like. The transcript is spliced from 6 exons. Lineage: Eukaryota; Metazoa; Chordata; Aves; Anseriformes; Anatidae. Gene Ontology annotation, molecular function: aspartic-type endopeptidase activity. Bases 563 to 1312 code for a protein of 249 amino acids. The record is from RefSeq and is a predicted model, not a curated record. Gene Ontology annotation, biological process: proteolysis.
UGCUGAGGCCACCUAGGAGGAGGCAGGAGAAGGAACCUUGUGGGCUCACCGAGCCCCUGGGUGGGCAGCAGAGCAGCACAGAUCUGCAACCAGCUCUGGAAAAGCCUCGGCUCCAGCACCCGCAGCUCCUCCACGCCAGAACCUCCUCGUGGCUGAGCUCAGUCUGCCUGGGCGGCUGAAAGGGAGGCAAAAGAGCACCCCGAGCUGUGAGCGCCUUUGUUUUGGGAAAGGUGGAGCAGGUUCGAGAGAAAACGGCUCCGGAGUGCUGACUUUUUGAUAACUCCUCUCCCCGCUGCGAUAAGAACUGGCCCCUUAGCCGAUGGCGAUGCUUUGAUGUGGCCACUGAAGGCGCGAGUCGCUCUGUUCUCACCUGGGCGCCCCGCUAAGGGCACAAAAUUCCCCAGCUCCUCGUGGCCCCGAAUACAAAGAAACCCUUCAAGCCGGGGUUACGGGUUCUGGUAAUGGAAAACGGAGGUCAGCAGAUAAGGGGGGGUCACUGCUUGCCGCUAUAAAGCCGGGGAGCCCCGGGCGGCUCACCCAGCUGCUGCAGCCUGCGGAGGGGAUGCGCGGAGCCCUGGGUGCCCGCACCAUGAAGUGGCUCGUCCUGGCCGUGCUGUGCCUCCAGCUCUCGGAGGGGCUGGUGAGGAUCAAGCUGAAGAAAUACAAGUCCGCAAGGGAGGCGAUGAGGCAGGCGGGCGUGCUGCAGGACUACCUGAAGAAAGUGAAGCAUGACCCAGCCAGGAAAUACCACUUCAAUCGGGACUACGCCGUGUACGAGCCGAUGGCCAGCCAUCUGGAUUCCUCCUACUUCGGGGAGAUCAGCAUUGGGACCCCCCCGCAGAACUUCCUGGUGCUCUUCGACACCGGCUCCGCCAACCUCUGGGUGCCCUCCACCCUGUGCCAGACGCCGGCUUGCAGAAAUCACGCCACGUUCAACCCCGGCGCCUCCUCCACCUUCAUCAACAAUGGCCAGACCUACAGCCUGUCCUACGGCAGCGGCUCGCUGACGGUGCUGCUGGGCUACGACACGCUGCAGCUCCCCGUCACCCUCUCUCCCCAGUAUGCCGUUGACUGCAGCCAGAUCCAGAACUUGCCCACCAUCACCUUCGUCAUCAACGGCACGCCGUUGCCGCUGCACCCCUCAGCCUACGUCCUCAAGAGCAAUGGUUACUGCACCCUUGGGAUCGAGGCCACCUACCUGCUCUCCCAGAACGGGCAGCCGCUCUGGAUUUUGGGUGACAUCUUCCUCAAGGAGUAUUACACCGUCUUCGACAUGGCGAACAACCGCGUCGGCUUCGCCCCAUCGGCAUAGAGGAGGGGGGCAGCGAAAUGCAGCGAGCCUUGCUGGAGCGCUGGGGGGUCCCUACGGGCCUUUUUGAGCCCUUUCGUGCCCUCCGUCUCUCCAAGGCUUCUGUGUGAGAUUGUUCUCUGAGUCCCGUUGCCA